Molecule: messenger RNA, 1621 nt
Organism: Babjeviella inositovora NRRL Y-12698
Lineage: Eukaryota; Fungi; Ascomycota; Pichiomycetes; Serinales
Gene: ERG251
Product: Erg251p
Exons: 1
Coding region: 380-1333 (317 amino acids)
Biological process (GO): ergosterol biosynthetic process
Molecular function (GO): iron ion binding; C-4 methylsterol oxidase activity
Source: RefSeq, a predicted model, not a curated record
AAUGGUGAGAUUCGUUUCAUUCAUUGUGGUGUCAGUUUUUUCGAUCCUAAUACGACAAGCCAAUAUGGCAUGAUUUUUGCAUGCAUAAUUUCACUCACUUGCAUACGAUAGUAUGGCGACAAAAGGGCUCUACAAUGAGAUCAGCUUCAGUUUAAACGACAAGUUGCUUUAAAAAGCUCAGUUUAAGUUAAAUUAGCCUAUGGCGAGCAUACUUUAAACGAGGAUACGACGAGUUAUGCGUCAACCAACACCCGAUACACCGUAUAAAUUCCGGUGAAACACCAUAACCUAUUUUUCAGAUCACAAGAUAAACUGGCUUAUAUUUCACCGCCAUAGAAGCUUCUCCUACUCCAUAUAAAAAUUUCCGCAUAAUCCCUCGAUGAACAGCUUAAUUCCAAAGAUACAAGACGUAUCUGGCUUCAACUCGACUUUAGUUGGUAUUUCCAUUCACCCCGCCGCGCCAUACUCCGCAAUCUUAUCCAAUGUUUUUGAAACGCAACCCCAGUUAAACAUUGUGGAGAAACUUUGGGCGUCCUGGUACUUGUAUAUCAAUAGUGACAUCCUUGCAACCGGUCUUCUCUUCUUCACAGUUCAUGAGCUAAUGUACUUUGGCCGGUGCUUACCAUGGUACAUCAUCGAUAAGAUGCUGUAUUUCAAUAAAUACAAAAUCCAACCCACCAAGAUUCCUUCGGAUAAAGAGCAAUGGGAAUGCCUAAAGGCGGUAUUGAAAUCCCAUUUCUUGGUUGAAGCAGUACCGAUAUGGUUGUUUCAUCCCAUGUGCCAACGCUUAGGCAUAUCCAUCCUGGUGCCGUUCCCUUCUUUAUACACCAUGCUUGUUCAGAUCGGAAUCUUCUUUGCUUGUGAGGAUAUGUGGCACUACUGGGCCCAUAGGCUCUUUCACCAUGGCUGGUUUUACAAAAACAUCCACAAGCAGCAUCACCGCUAUGCCGCUCCUUUUGGGCUAACCGCGGAGUAUGCCCAUCCAGUGGAGGUAAUAUCUUUGGGGUUCGGAACCGUGGGGUUCCCUAUGAUCUACGCCUACUUCACCAGAGACUUGCAUUUGUUUACCGUCACUUGCUGGGUUGUCUUGAGACUAUUUCAAGCCGUGGACUCGCACUCUGGCUAUGACUUCCCCUGGUCAUUGAACAAGUUUAUUCCGUUUUGGUCGGGGGCUGAACACCACGACUUACACCACCGCUACUUCAUUGGUAACUACGCUUCCAGUUUUAGAUGGUGGGACUUCUGUUUGAAAACCGAAGCCGGUCCUCAUGCCAACCGUUUGCGAGAGGAAAGAAUGAAGGUGAGGGUCGAAAAGAAGGCAAAAUUUCAUUAAACACCAUGACAGGGGCAAUAUGAUCGCACUCCCAGACAAUUCUUUUUAUUAGAUGCGCACACUUUCACAGCAAAUUCAGGUAACGGACUACGCUGUUUGCUAGUUAUACCUACGGGGGAAAUAAUGCAAAAAAAAAGGUAUUUACACCAGAACAAUAUAAGUACUCAAAGUCUCGCCGUUGUAGUUAUACCAUCAUUCCAAAGCUAGAACAAGCGGCCAAUCAAAAUACCUGGUUUAUAGAGUAAAAAUAAUUAACUAAACCCAGAUUAUACUGAAGAUUACGGCUAA